AUGACUAAGUCCCAACCAACCCUGCGCACCGCUCGCCUUGAACUCGUCCCCCUGGGCCCCGAACACCGCGGCCUCACGAUCCAGCUCGACACGGACCCGGAUGUCAUGAAAUACAUUGCCUUCGGCAAACCAUUCACCCACGAACAAGCCCUGGAGGUGCACCAGUGGCUCCUCGAGUCGGCCACACACGUGUCCGGGCUGGGCUGCUGGGCCGGCUUCGCAGGGGGAGACUUUGUUGGCUGGUGGAUACUGGCUCCGGCCAGCCAGGCUGAGUUUGGCUUCCGACUCCUACCGAGGUUCUGGAGACAAGGGUACGCGAAAGAAGGCGCCCGCGAGAUGCUCAGACAUGCCUUCCAGGACCUGGGCCUGAUUGAGGUGAUUGGCGAGACGAUGACGGCUAAUGCGGGCUCAAGGGCAGUUAUGGCUUCUUGUGGGUUGAAGCAUGUCUCGACUUUUUAUAACGAGUAUCCUACGCCGCCGCCGGGCAUUGAGGAGGGCGAGAUGCGAUAUGCGAUCACCCGGGAGGAAUGGCUGGCACCGAAUUCUCUGUAG
Monascus purpureus is the source of this 552-nucleotide messenger RNA. The record is from the annotation of a GenBank genome assembly. Lineage: Eukaryota; Fungi; Ascomycota; Eurotiomycetes; Eurotiales; Aspergillaceae.